Messenger RNA from Pogonomyrmex barbatus (red harvester ant), 2018 nucleotides. Its product is annotated as glycerol kinase 5. The record is from RefSeq and is a predicted model, not a curated record. Gene Ontology annotation, biological process: triglyceride metabolic process; phosphorylation; glycerol-3-phosphate biosynthetic process. Gene Ontology annotation, molecular function: kinase activity. Lineage: Eukaryota; Metazoa; Arthropoda; Insecta; Hymenoptera; Formicidae. Gene Ontology annotation, cellular component: mitochondrion.
GAAGAUUGUAUUAUGUAAAACUUAAGUUAUAACUAAGUGAUGAUUAUGUUUUCCAAAUUCUAGAUUGAUGAUUUAAUACAUAAUCGUUAUCUUUAUGUCAUCGUAUCAUAAGAAUUUAGUAAAACGAAGUUGUUAAAAGACAUAUUUUCAAAUAUGUUCAAUUACAAAAUAUUUUGAGUAAGAACCUCGAUUAUAACAGAUAUUAUGACCUUAGUAGUUGUGACUUCUAACAGUCAGAUUAUCGAUUAGAUUUGUGUAGCGGAAAGCAUUACAAAUACGGAUAAACUUAGUAAGUUUACGAGUGUGUUUCAGCCAUAAUCGAAGAGAACUAAAGUCGACAGACGUAGCACACACGCUUCGAUAAUCUGUCAUGUGCCCCACUCUAUGUUGCCGGCAAGUAUGAGUUGGGGGUUCAUCGCUUCAUUAUAUGACGUCGCAUGUAGUCACGAUAAAACUUCGUAUCAGACUAUACGCGAAAACACAGUCGAGGCACGAUAAGUGAACGUGUUUAACGUACGUUCAAAUCGAUUCUUAGUCAAAUCAUUAAUUCUUUUUUUAUCGCAUUCUCAUUCUCUUUGAUGUUUACUCGAUGUGACUCGAGGUAAAAACUACAAAGCGUACAUUAAUCGAUAUCACUCAGUGCUAGGUACCGCGAUCCAACACUUCAAGAUAAACAAGUCAAGUGUGAGGGCAUCUAUAAAUCAACGUGGAAUUUUCGAAUCUGUUGGAAAAGAACGAAGGAAUACCAUGAGAUAUGUUGCGGCACUCGAUGUUGGUACCACUACGGUACGUUUCCACAUCUUGAAUGAUAAGGCAAUCACAAUAGCUUCUUCGGCUGAAAAGAUAGACUUACUUUAUCCAGAAGUUGGUUUUGUGGAAAUAGAUCCUGAUCACCUAUGGCGGAUCAUAGUAAAAGUAAUCAAGGAUACAUUGGACCAUAAUAAAAUCGAUCCGAAGAAUAUUGUCUGCAUUGGAAUUUCAUCACAACGCAGCAGUUUUAUUACCUGGAAUAUAAAAACUGGGAAAUACUAUCACAGAUUUAUAACAUGGAAAGACCAACGAGCAACUGCUUUGGUCAAAGAGUGGAACCAAUCACUAACAAUGAAAGGAUUAAGAAUGGGUUCACGCAUUUUGUAUACAUUUACAAGAAACAAACGAUUCCUGGCUGGCAGUGUAUUGAAAUUUAUGAAUUUACAGGUUACCUUAAAAUUAGUAUGGGUUCUCCAGAAUAUUCCGGGUCUUCGAGAAGCUGCAUCUAAUGGAGAGGUGGCAUUUGGAGGUGUGGAUUGUUGGCUCUUAAAUAAACUGACAGGAAAGCACAUAAUGGAUGUUUCAUGUGCUUCGGCAACUGGUAUAUUUGAUCCAUUUACAAUGGAAUGGGCUGAUUGGGCGUUAAAUAUUUUAAAACUGCCACGUAAUAUUUUUCCGGAAGUAGUAGAUACAGCUGGUAAUUUCGGCGUUAUACCCAAAGAUAUAUUUGGAGCUGAAAUUCCAAUUUGUUGUUCGAUGGCCGAUCAAGCAGCGUCUUUAUUUGGUUCAGGAUGCUUUAAGCCCGGCGAUCUCAAGAUUACUAUGGGGACAGGUACUUUCAUGAAUGUUAAUACAGGACAAGAGCCACAUGCAUCUGUUGCCGGACUUUAUCCAAUUGUUGGAUGGCGAAUUGGGAAAGAAAUAGUAUAUGUUGUAGAAGGAUCUUCAAGCGACACCGGUAUACUCAUUGAUUGGGCUAAAUCAAUAGGAAUUGUAAACAACGUUUCAGAGACGUCUGAUAUGGCAAACUCAGUCAAAGAUACCGAUGGAGUAUAUUUUGUCCCUGCAUUCAGUGGACUGCAAGCGCCUAUAAAUGAUUAUACAGCUGCAACUGGUUUCUUUGGAUUGAAGCCUACCACAAAAAAAGAGCAUAUUGUUCGAGCCUUACUGGAAAGUCUGGUUUUCAGAUUACAAUUACUUCAUGAAUGUUUAUGCAAAGAAACUUCUUUCACGUAUUACAAAAUAAAGUAAAAAUUACAUUAUAAAAA